Messenger RNA from Eruca vesicaria subsp. sativa (arugula), 1717 nucleotides. Lineage: Eukaryota; Viridiplantae; Streptophyta; Magnoliopsida; Brassicales; Brassicaceae. The record is from the annotation of a GenBank genome assembly.
AGCGAGAGAGGAGAGUGAUGGCGUCAAUGUCUCUCUCGUUUUCAUCUUCGCUAUGCUCAUCUCGAAUCCCCGAAUCAAAACGCAGCUUCCACCAAAGAGAAACAACCUUCGUGCGAUGCGUUCUCGCCGCUUCUAAAUCUCCCCCCACGAAGAAGAGACUCUGGAAAGAAGGAGAGUUCCCCGGAAUCACAGAGCCUGCUAACCCUAAAAGAACUCCGAUGAAGAAUGUGAAGAAGAAAUUAGAUAGAAGAAGCAAAGCCAACGGGUGGGUUAACACCGUAACGGAAACUUUAUCGGAUCUAAUCGCUAAAAAGCAAUGGCUACAAGCUCUCGAGGUGUUUGAGAUGUUGAAGGAACAACCAUUUUAUCAACCAAAGGAAGGAACUUACAUGAAGCUGAUUGUUCUUUUGGGGAAAUCUGGACAACCAAUUCGUGCACAGAAGGUGUUCGACGAAAUGCUUGAAGAAGGGAUUGAACCAACUGCUGAGCUCUACACUGCUUUACUCGGUGCUUACACUCGUAGCAACCUUAUAGAAGAGGCUUUUACAGUUCUUGAACGAAUGAAAACGUUGCCUCAGUGUCAACCUGAUGUUUAUACGUACAGUACUCUGCUUAAGGUCUGUGUGGACGCGUCUCUGUUUGAUUUGGUUGAGUCUUUGUAUAGAGAGAUGGAUGAGCGUUUGAUUACUCCAAACACUGUGACUCAGAACAUUGUUUUGAGUGGGUAUGGGAGAGUUGGUAGGUUUGAUCAGAUGGAGAAAGUUUUGUCUGAUAUGCUUGUGAGUACUGAGUGUAAGCCUGAUGUGUGGACGAUGAAUAUUAUUCUUAGUGUGUUUGGGAACAUGGGGAAGAUUGAUAUGAUGGAGAGCUGGUAUGAGAAGUUCAGGAACUUUGGGAUUGAGCCGGAGACUCGGAGUUUUAAUAUCUUGAUUGGUGCUUAUGGGAAGAAGAGGAUGUAUGAUAAGAUGUCGUCCGUGAUGGAGUACAUGAGAAAGCUUGAGUUUCCGUGGACAACGUCUACUUACAAUAACAUCAUUGAGGCCUUUGCGGAUGUGGGUGAUGCGAAGAACAUGGAGUAUACGUUUGAUCAGAUGCGUAGUGAAGGUAUGAAAGCAGACACAAAGACGUUUUGUUGUCUCAUAAAUGGAUAUGCCAACGCUGGUCUUUUCCAUAAGGUGAUAAGUAGUGUUCAGUUGGCUGCGAAGUUUGAGAUACCUGAGAACACUUCUUUUUACAACGCGGUUAUAUCAGCGUGUGCCAAAGCUGAUGAUUUGAUAGAGAUGGAGAGAGUGUACACGAGGAUGAAGGAGAGGGAAUGUGUGCGUGAUUCAAGAACGUUUGAGAUCAUGGUGGAGGCGUAUGAGAAGGAAGGUAUGAAUGAUAAGAUUUAUUACUUGGAACAAGAGAGGCAAAAGGUUAUGGAUCAUCAUGCUGCUGCUACUAAAGAGGAGGAGAAUCUCCCGGGAUGAUUAGAGGUUUGUGAAUCUCUACAAGGAGAGAGAGAGAUAGAGAGAGCUUUACAUUUAUGCAGUAGAAAUUAAAAGAGUUUGUAAUACACUUGGAUUGUUCUUGCAGCUAUGUGUAUAAAGCUUUUCUUGUUUUGUUAUUUGAAUGUUUUGUUAGUUAAACAUAAAGUAAUCAUUCUCUUGAGUGUUUUCUUUAUGGGCCAUAAAAUUAUAUUUUAGGCCCUUUUUAUAUAAGGUCUAGAAAAGCCCAG